AUGUGGGAAAUAUCCAGCAGCUCCUGGAAUCCUCAAUGUAAAGUGGUAAUCACUGCCACCAUGAUCAACAUCAUAAAUUCCAUUUGGUAUGCUAGAAACCAAAUGAGGUUCAAAGAUAACAAGAUUCCAUGGAAAACUUCUCUUUCCAAUGUGUUAGCCUGCACAACUCUUUGUGGUAAUCUGACUACGGCUGUGGCAUCUUCCAGCAUCUCUAAUUUUGUCCUCUUGAAAAAGUUCAAUGUCAUCCUUCACCCUCCAAGGGCCCCUAAGAUCAUAGAGGUGAUCUGGAAGCCUCCUCCUCCUAAUUGGAUCAAGUGCAACACUGAUGGGUCCUCAAAUAAUAUCAUAUCGUCUUGUGGUGGUGUCUUUAGAGACAAUAACUCCAACACUCUCCUUUGCUUCGCAGAACAUACAGGUAUAGGGAAUGCUUUCCAUGCAGAGCUUUGUGGUUUCAUGAGGGCCAUUGAACUAGCUGAGCAAUACAAUUGGUCCAACCUUUGGUUGGAAUGUGAUUCUGCCAUUGUCAUUAAUGCCAUCAAGAACAAAUCUCUAAUCCCAUGGGAGAUUAGAAAUAGAUGGGAGAAUUGUAUGUAUAUUAUUUCUUCUAUGAAUUUUUUUGCUACUCAUGUAUUUAGAGAGGGGAAUGCAUGUGCAGAUUCUCUAGCCAGUCUAGGAUUAACUCUUGAUCACCUUAAGAUUUGA
Molecule: messenger RNA, 702 nt
Organism: Medicago truncatula (barrel medic)
Lineage: Eukaryota; Viridiplantae; Streptophyta; Magnoliopsida; Fabales; Fabaceae
Exons: 1
Coding region: 1-702 (233 amino acids)
Molecular function (GO): RNA-DNA hybrid ribonuclease activity; nucleic acid binding
Source: RefSeq, a predicted model, not a curated record